GCCCCCCGAGCGGAGCGGGACGGGACGGGAGCGGGGUCCGGGCCCUCCGCCGGCCGCGGGAUGAGGCUGGCCCAACCCGAACCCCGACCGCCGCCGCCGCCGCCCUCCCCCUCCUCCUCCUCCUCCUCCUCCUCCUCCUCCUCCUCCUCACGGCCCCGCGCGGGCACGGACCCGGGCACGGCCCCAGGUUGUGAAGGUGUCUCCCAGCGAAACUGGAUUGAAGUCCUCCUCGUGAUAUCUUAAUGCUUCCACCUUUUUGAACUUUUUUGUUUCUUUUGCAUUUGACUCAAAGUGCCAUGAGAAAAUUUGCAUAUUGCAAGGUGGUCUUGGCCACCUCACUGGUUUGGGUCCUUUUGGAUAUGUUUCUGCUGCUGUACUUCAGUGAGUGCAACAAAUGUGAUGAGAAAAAGGAGCGAGGACUGCCUGCUGGGGAUGUUCCAGAGCCCAUUCAAAAGCCACACGAAGGCCCCGGAGAAAUGGGAAAACCCGUCGUCAUUCCUAAAGAGGAUCAAGAAAAGAUGAAGGAGAUGUUUAAAAUCAAUCAGUUCAAUUUAAUGGCAAGCGAGAGGAUUGCUUUUAACAGGUCUUUACCCGAUGUCAGGUUAGAAGGGUGCAAAACGAAGGUGUAUCCAGAUAACCUUCCCACCACGAGCGUGGUGAUCGUCUUCCACAACGAAGCGUGGAGCACCCUGCUACGAACCGUUCACAGCGUAAUAAACCGGUCACCGAGGCACAUGCUGGAAGAAAUCGUGCUCGUCGACGACGCCAGCGAAAGAGACUUCUUGAAGAGGCCCCUGGAGAGUUACGUGAGGAAACUGCGGGUGCCAGUUCACGUGAUUCGAAUGGAGCAGCGCAGCGGGCUGAUUCGAGCCCGAUUGAAGGGGGCCGCUGCUUCCAAAGGCCGGGUCAUCACCUUCCUGGACGCUCACUGCGAAUGCACCGUAGGAUGGCUCGAGCCGCUGUUAGCCAGAAUCAAAUUUGACAGGCGAACAGUAGUGUGUCCAAUCAUCGAUGUAAUCAGCGACGACACUUUUGAAUACAUGGCCGGCUCUGACAUGACUUACGGUGGGUUCAACUGGAAAUUGAAUUUCCGGUGGUAUCCCGUUCCCCAGAGAGAAAUGGACCGAAGGAAAGGAGACAGGACUCUUCCUGUCAGGACCCCAACAAUGGCAGGAGGGCUUUUUUCAAUAGAUAGAGAUUACUUUCAAGAAAUAGGCACGUAUGAUGCUGGAAUGGAUAUUUGGGGAGGAGAAAACCUAGAGAUCUCCUUUAGGAUAUGGCAGUGCGGGGGUACUUUGGAAAUCGUGACCUGCUCACACGUCGGGCAUGUGUUCCGAAAAGCUACCCCGUAUACAUUUCCAGGGGGAACAGGACAGAUCAUCAACAAAAACAACAGAAGGCUCGCCGAGGUGUGGAUGGACGAGUUCAAGAAUUUCUUCUAUAUCAUUUCCCCGGGAGUUACAAAGGUAGAUUAUGGGGACAUAUCAUCAAGACUUGGCCUGAGACACAAACUACAAUGCAAGCCCUUCUCUUGGUACCUCGAAAACGUUUAUCCCGAUUCCCAGAUUCCACGGCACUAUUUCUCUUUGGGAGAGAUACGAAACGUGGAGACAAAUCAGUGUCUGGAUAACAUGGCAAGGAAAGAGAAUGAAAAAGUCGGGAUUUUUAACUGCCACGGAAUGGGGGGUAAUCAGGUGUUCUCCUACACUGCCAACAAAGAAAUCCGAACGGAUGAUUUAUGUUUGGACGUCUCCAAGCUUAACGGUCCAGUCACAAUGCUCAAGUGCCACCACCUGAAAGGCAAUCAGCUUUGGGAAUACGAUCCCACGAAAUUAACCCUGCUGCAUGUGAACAGUAAUCAAUGCCUGGACAAAGCCACGGAAGAGGACAGUCAGGUACCCAGCAUCAGAGACUGCAACGGCAGCCGAUCCCAGCAGUGGCUCCUCCGGAACGUGACCCUUCCGGAAAUAUUCUGAGGGGGUCCGAGUCCCAAAAGGGGAACGGAAAAAAAGGGAUCGGCCGGGCUACCUCGGCAGACGUCUCCGCCACGUCCUUACAGAGCAAAAAAAAAAAAGAGAGAGGAAACGAACUUUCGGUUCCUGGAGAACGCAAGGUUUAUCAGCCAUGGAAACUGCCCCUUGCUUUUUCACUAGCCGUGAAACCAGCCUUUCCGAUGUGGACGUGGACACACUUUAUACUAGUGAAACUGUGCACACUGAUGUUUACAAGAUUGAAAGAGUCUUUCAUCAAAGAAUCAUUGUAGAGAACGUUUAGACAAUGAAAACCUAAUCAGUGAAAUCCGCUCUCUGGAGAGCCGCCUCAUUAGAGUUCGCUUGCAUGACAGUAACUUACGCGGGGAGUGCUGUCAUAAUGAAGAGGUUUCCAAGAUUUUUUUUUCUCCCCCACCCCCCGGUUAGAAUUGCUAACCGGGACGUUAAAUAUUGAUACGAGAAUAAAUGGCACCGAAACGGAACCAGAAUCGGCAAAAUAUCAUUUUUACGGAAAUAUAUUAAACAGGGUUUAAGGGAAAUGAAGUCAGAACUAUGAAAAGUACAAUUUGUUAUAGUAAAGUAUCAAAUUUAUAUGUAGAUUUUAUACCUCAAUGGGGAGGGAUUAACCAGUUCCAACAAUAUCUUCGUUUUCAGUUACGUGACAGUCACGGUUGCAUUUUUAUUUCCUGGGGUGCUGAAAUUAAACUGAGCUGAAAAAAUUUGGCUCUUGGAAUGUCAGUUCAUUUUUUUCCACUCUUUGUCCUUCCAUUGGUUUGGAGGUUGUUGAAAUUGUAGCGCCUUCAUUUUUAUUUUUAUUUUUUUUUUCGCCUGCUAAAAAGCGGAGGCUUAACAGGGCUCACUUGUCUUUCCGGACCAUCCAUUUCAGUUGUUCCGAGGUCAUCGGAUUUGUGCAAAAGAUUUCAACUUUUGCUUUUCUCGUCGUCUUAACCUGACUGAUUAAACCUAGUGCCCAACAUCCUACUACUGUACUACAGAUUUGUUUUCACAGCAAUAAAUCUUUUGGCCUUGGUUUAUUAUUCCAGUCCACAAAAA
Molecule: messenger RNA, 3044 nt
Organism: Tachyglossus aculeatus (Australian echidna)
Lineage: Eukaryota; Metazoa; Chordata; Mammalia; Monotremata; Tachyglossidae
Gene: GALNT1
Product: polypeptide N-acetylgalactosaminyltransferase 1
Exons: 12
Coding region: 297-1976 (559 amino acids)
Cellular component (GO): Golgi apparatus
Source: RefSeq, a predicted model, not a curated record